Molecule: messenger RNA, 2256 nt
Organism: Fusarium fujikuroi IMI 58289
Lineage: Eukaryota; Fungi; Ascomycota; Sordariomycetes; Hypocreales; Nectriaceae
Product: related to tyrosinase precursor
Exons: 7
Coding region: 1-2256 (751 amino acids)
Molecular function (GO): oxidoreductase activity
Source: RefSeq, a predicted model, not a curated record
AUGGGUGAAGCAAUUCCUCCGGAAGAUGUAACAUACGGUAUCAAGGGCCUUCCUCGGCCACCGAAUGCCAUGAGAUACCCUGGAGAGAUUCCCUACGUGAAAGGUCUUCCAUGGACGCUAUUUGUGCUCGCCUUGGAACGCUUCAAGUCGAUGCCUGUCAAUGACAAGCUUUCCUACUUCCAGAUUGCCGGAAUCCAUGGGUAUCCAGAAGUUGCCUGUGACGGAGCGCCGGAACCAAAACACGCGCCGGACAAGAGGACGAAACAAGCUGGUGAUCAGCCUUUCGGUGGAUAUUGUAACCACAACAGCCUGAACUUUCCUGCAUGGCACAGACCUUAUAUGCUUCUCUUCGAGCAACGUAUUUGGGAGAACAUGAGGCUGAUCAUCAACAAUUGGACGAGCGAGCAUGGGUUACCAACAUCCGAAGCAAACGAAUGGUACACAGCUGCAAAGCACUGGCGAAUGCCAUACUGGGACUGGGCUAGGCAACAAAUGUACCAUGAAGACCUAGUCUGCCCCUUAGUCCUGACGCAAGGAGCCGUCCGAAUCUACCCACCUACUACGAUAAAGAACCGAUUUCCGCGAAGCGGUCUCUAUCCCAACCCGCUGGUGGGCUUCGAGAACCCAGAAAAGGACCCAAAGACAGGGAAACCGUUGCCAUUCGGUAGCAUGCCAGAAGGCAACGCCAAAUGGAAUAUCCAUGACAACCCAAUAGUUCACGAUGAGCUGCCACUGAAGAAGGACUGCGAUUGGGCUCCAUGGAGCAAGGCAUCUGCAACUAGCCGAUAUGGGAUAUUUAAGGGAGAAGAAGAUGAGAAGGAUCCCGCGAGAUACUUCAGAGGACUUGAAGGGGUAAACCACUGCUGGAGAUCUAACGCCAGCCUUGCAAGAGUUCACGAGGAUGGACCUGACGGCAAGCCUAGAUGGAGCACAAUGGAGCAACAUUCAAAAGACUAUACAUGGAACCCUGGAAGCCUAUCAGAUGCAGUCAAUCGCAUGUUUUCCAAGGGCUACAACUCGAAUUGGGGACAGUUUGCGUCGACAAAGUGGAUAGCGGAAGGCAAAGGAUGUCCACAAACAGGAUAUAUAUCUCUGGAGUAUAUCCACAACAAUAUCCACAACUUAACCGGCGGAAGUGACUAUGCAACUGGGAUGGGCCACAUGAGCGACGUGCCAGUAGCAGCGUUUGACCCCAUCUUUUGGCUUCACCACGUACAGAUAGACCGGUUGUUGGCCAUAUGGCAAUGCCUCAACCCAAAGCUGUGGUUUGACAACGAGCCAUUAGGCGAACUUAACACGGCAGGUAUGAAAGCUUCCAUUGUCGCCGAUGACAAAGAGACGGACCCUCUUGAACCGUUUCACAGGAAAAACAACGAUCCUGAAAAAGAAGUCUGGACUGCGCAGGCAUGUCGUGAUUGGACAGAGCUGAACUAUCAGUAUGAUGACCUGGCAGAGGUAACUGAGAGAACGAUGCGAAAGCAUGGCCGAUUCAUACCCGGGGAGUUCCAAGCCGAGCUUCAAUCGCAUAUCGACACGAUCUACCCAGGUACAGGACAUCUCAUUGAAUCGAUUAACAGGUCCAGUGCCAUUCCAAUCGGAAGACGGCUAUGUCAAAGUCAGCCAGGCCCUUGGAAAGACUACAUCAUCAACGUGGUGUACGACAGAUACGCCUUGGACGGCCUGUCCUACACAAUCCAAUUUUUCAUAGGUGGACCACCAGGCGAAGACACGACGAUUUUCGAAAAGCACAACUAUAUCGGUCAUGUGUACUCCUUCGGUGGUAGACAGAGCACAUCCGAAGGCUCUUGCAGAAACUGCAAGAAACAAGCUGCAGCACAGGUCCUCUCAUGUGCUCAGGUCCCUCUGACGAUCCAUCUCCUUCAACACGUCAAAGACAACAUUCCCGACCACUCCCUCAAGGACUUUGGUGAAAUUGAGGAGUACCUGAGACUUCAUCUUCGAUGGAGGCUUGUCAGGUAUGGCGGUGAAGUCAUCUCAGAGGAAGGAUUCAAGAGAAACUUUUCCAAGGUCCAAAUAUCUGUCUUGCGCGGCACUGGCCGAAUCAAGCCGGACAAUGCACUUAGUGCAGGUUCAGUGUCUUCAUUGUACAGCGACUAUGUUCCAUUGCCAGAGAUCACCGAUGGAAAACCCGGUGGCUUGCAACGCGACAAAGCCUCCGAGAACACCAAGCCAUUCGUUCCGCAAACCAAGAGUGCUGUGCGACCGCUGCCAACGCGGUUCCCCGAGGCCGAGUAA